AUGACAAUUAAAAUAGCGGCUUGCGACUUAAACGACGACGUUUUUAAACCCAAGGGCAGAGUUCAUGAGCGUAAAGAAGAAGGGGAAUUUGUGAAUGGAGUGUACGUACGGUACAAGGGCAUGAGUUGGUUUAUCACGGGCUUGUUCAUGAUCGGAGAGCUCGCUGGAGGUGGACUGGUCACAUUGCCGGUGGCAACAGUGCGAACAAGUAAGCUUUGACGAGCUCCGGAGUUCAUCUACAGACACUUUUUCACACAUAUGUCCAUGUUGUUGCAGGUAUAUACGCUUGUGUGAUGUUCACGGCAUUUAUGGCUAUUUCGAUGACAUUUACAGCCAUCUUGAUAGGGAAAUGUUGGGUGAUGUUGGUGGAGCGUUUCCCCGAAUACCGGUAUCAUACGAGGAAGCCGUAUCCGGAAAUCGCGAGACGGGCGUUGGGGCCAAAAUUCAAGUAAGUUGUAGUAGUCAACGCCACAAAAAUAUCUCUUUUAUUUUCCCGACAGACUGAUGUUAUCAGUGACUUAUACAAAAAAUGUAAUCUCAACUUUCAGACUCAUAGUCUCGAUCUGCAUCGACAUUGCUCAAUUUGGAAUGACAGUGGUCUAUGUGCUUCUUUCCUCGCGCAACAUUUGCGAUUUGCUCAAGCUCUUCUUUGCGUUCGAAUUCAGCUACUGCUACAUGGUAGUGAUCCUGGCGGCGGUCCUCUUGCCCGCCACAUUCCUCAAGUCUCCGCAGGACUUUUGGCCAGCCGUUAUUGUGGCCAUGUUCACCUCAACAUUUGCGGCUGCAUUCAUUUUGGCCGGCGGAAUUAUUGAUCAUGACACUUGCGAGCCGGAGAAGCAAAUGCCUCCGUUUCUGUUGGACAAUCAUUUGCUGGCGGUGGGGACCUUCUUCUUCGCGUACGCGAAUCAUCCCAGCUUCCCGACGCUUCAGCACGACAUGAAAGUUCCGCAGGACUUCAACAAAGCAACGCUGUUUGCUUUUGGACGUAAGUUGUGGGCGCAGUUUGCGUACGUGGCUGUCGGGAAAAUAGUGAGCAAGAUGUCGCUACGCCAAUCGCUGAAUUUAAAAGCAAUUUGAUUUUCUCGCGACACAAUUCAUUUUCUCAGUGGCGAUGCGAUUUUCGAUGCGACAAUGUGCUCAUUAUUUUCCCGACAGACUGAUAAAACCAUCGUUUUUUCCAUUUUCAGUAACAACUGCUCUUUAUCUCCCCGUCUCGGUGCUGAGCUACUACGCUUAUGGCGACUCGGUAAAGGACUCAAUCAUCAACUCCAUACAGACGAAAUGGCUUCAAAUUGGAAUCAACAUCAUGAUCACUCUCCAUUGUAUCCUCACAAUAACAAUUGCAUCCAAUCCGCUAAAUCAAGAGGCUGAAGAGGUCUUCAAAACCCCGCAAAGUAGGCUUGACAAGUUUGUGAUUGAAGCCUAGCAAGAAAAUAUAUUUUAAUUGAUGUUAUAGUACUAAUUGAAUCGUUUCAGCUUUCGGAAUCAAGCGAGUAAUUGUCCGAACGGGCAUGAUGAUGAUAGUCGUCUUUGCCGCGCUUUCUGUGCCUCAGUUCGGUGCUUUAAUGGAUCUUUGCGGCUCGACAGGAAAUAUGCUGACGGCGCUGGUAUUCCCAUGCCUAUUCUACCUUCGACUAAAGGCUGGAGAGGAUCCUGAAGCCAAAUCCGGCUUUGUGGACAGCGAUCAACUCACUUGGAGCGAGUAAGUCAAACGCUUAGAGUUUUUGAAGCCUUGCUUCUUUAGCCCUUUGUUUCAAGCUCAAAUUUCAACACAUUUUCUUUCAGGGUAAUCCAAAGGAGUCCCAGAUACAGAACAAUUACAUGUCUAUCAAUUGCAAGUAAGUUUAGGUGGCAAAUCAAAGUCCUCAACAAAUUAUACCAUCAGUCGGUCGGGAAAAUAAUAAGCACAAUGUCGCUGCGCCGAUAUUAUCGCUGAAGCAAAAGGAAAUUUUGCCGCGACGCAAUUCAUUUUCUUGUCGAAUACGAUUUUCGAUGCAACGGAGUGCUCAUUAUUUUCCCGGCAGACUGAUAUUUCACUAGGCAUUAAGCAACACCUCCUUUCAGUUAUCGGGUUGGCCGUCGGAGCCGCCUCGACCUUCUCCGCAAUCAAACAGAUCUCCGUAACGCAUUUUGUUACACCCUGCUAUUUACGGCCCUUCAUCGCGAACAACGAACCGCUCUUCAGCGACAAGAAUGUCAGUGCCGUCGACUGUUGUGGCCAUUUCCAAAACAUCUCCGUCUACGAGGGCACGCAUUGUACGCCGUUUGUCUCACACGUGUAUUGA
Bursaphelenchus xylophilus (pine wood nematode) is the source of this 2285-nucleotide messenger RNA. NCBI's taxonomy places the organism in Eukaryota, Metazoa, Nematoda, Chromadorea, Rhabditida, Aphelenchoididae. The record is from the annotation of a GenBank genome assembly.